AUGAGUGAGAAGGCUACACCGUCGCAGCUCGACCCGACUCUGCCUCCUAGUGAAUCGCAGAGCGGAAAAGCGCAGCCUUUCGACCCUUCGCAACACAGAGGCAUCUCGCGCCUCCCUAAAGAUGUCAAGUCCAGCCUCUCCCGGGCCGAUGAGUUCAUUCUCCGUUUGUCCAGAACCAUUAAGACAUCUGCCGGCCUCUCUUCCACUCUCUCUACCAUCAAUUACUCGCUCUACCUGCUCGCGUACCUCCACCAAGCCGCUCCUUCGCGCGCCGCCCUAGUUGCCAAUAUCAGCAAGCUCAUUGGACGCGAUAUCAAGAUUCCACCGUCUGCACUUGUUGCCGGCCCUUCCCCACUAGUGCCUCUGGGUGCCAUGGUGGCUGACUUCCGUGCCACUCUCCGCCUGACGGGCCUACUGUCGCUAUACGCAUUGCUCAAGUCGCUACUUAACCAGAAGGGCGGCGAUCCUCUUAAGCACAAGAUCCUGCUGGCCCAGUGUGCGGGAUACAUUGGGUUUCAGUUCACCGAGAACGUGCUGGUUCUCACCAACAAGGGUGUGCUGAAGGGCGGUCUGGUUGCGAAGAUGGGCGGGCCAGCCACUGCGAUGAAGUGGGCUUGCCGAAGCUGGUUGGUGGGCGUGAGCACGGAUUUCCUCAGGCUGUGGCGGGAUGCGGCUUUGAUGCGGGAGCGCAAGUCCAAGGGCGAUAGCAUCAGUGCCAAGGAGCAGGAGGACUUCGAUCGCAAAUGGUGGAGCGACCUGCAGGUGUGCACAGCUUGGCUACCUGUGGCAAUCCACUACAGCGUUGAGGGCGGCUUGACGGGUAUGAACUCGGGCAUCGUUGGCUUCUGUGGUCUGAUGGCCGGCAUCAACAAUACCAGAGCAGCAUGGCGGGCGGCUUCCUAG
Cyphellophora europaea CBS 101466 is the source of this 903-nucleotide messenger RNA. RefSeq lists its product as uncharacterized. The transcript is spliced from 2 exons. Gene Ontology annotation, cellular component: peroxisomal membrane. Lineage: Eukaryota; Fungi; Ascomycota; Eurotiomycetes; Chaetothyriales; Cyphellophoraceae. Gene Ontology annotation, biological process: peroxisome fission. The coding region runs from base 1 to 903 and encodes 300 amino acids. The record is from RefSeq and is a predicted model, not a curated record.